AUUGACCCCACCACCAUGGCCCGGCUGUGGCUCCAUCUCUGCAUCUGCCUCCAGAUCCCAGGUUUCUGUACAAAACUACUUUUAUCCCAGACUCCAAACCAUAUUUUAGCCCAGACUAAAAAUAAAACGGAAAUCCCCUGUGAGCUGCAGAAGGAGCAUGCCGGGGUGUACUGGUACCGCUGGAGCCAGGAGAGGCAGAAUUUCGAGUUCUUGAUAUAUUCCACCCGGCUGGGCAAAGCCACGUAUGGCGCAGACAUCACCCAGGACAAGUUUAGUGUCCAUGGGGCGAGUUCCCACACCUCCUUCAGCCUGCACAUCAGGGACCUCAGUGGCUCAGACAACGGCACCUAUUACUGCUCCAUCUCCCAGUCCUCCCAGCUCUUCGUGGGCAGUGGGACACGGCUUGAUGUGGUUGAUGAUUUGCCUCUGCCUCCAAUGACCACUAAGGCACCGCUCUCCAAAAAGCCUCUGUCAUCCAUAACCAAACGCAAAGCUGCUGGCAAGAAAGGUGCCUGCAGCCCCCUGGUCUGGGUCCCCCUGGCCACCAGUGUCCUGCUCCUCCUGAUGAGCCUGAUCCCCACCACUUACCGCCUCUACCGUCUGCGGCGGAGGCUGUGGCUUCGCAUCCACAGGCAGUAAAUCCCACCGGUUCCCCCCACCUCAGGCAGGCAGGGAGAAGCUACGGACCCUCCACUGCACAGUGCUGAGCACUGCCUGGAUGUCACUCAGGAAGGACAUUACAGGGGACAGACAUGGGCUUACACUGCAAGACAGACAUUUCCUGCAA
Phalacrocorax carbo (great cormorant) is the source of this 787-nucleotide messenger RNA. The record is from RefSeq and is a predicted model, not a curated record. Lineage: Eukaryota; Metazoa; Chordata; Aves; Suliformes; Phalacrocoracidae.